Molecule: messenger RNA, 3916 nt
Organism: Esox lucius (northern pike)
Lineage: Eukaryota; Metazoa; Chordata; Actinopteri; Esociformes; Esocidae
Gene: bcl7ba
Product: BAF chromatin remodeling complex subunit BCL7B a
Exons: 6
Coding region: 84-689 (201 amino acids)
Source: RefSeq, a predicted model, not a curated record
CUCGCGAGAUUCUGGGGUAGGAGAGCACUAGCUAAAAGCUCAAGUCUGUCGGAAGCAAAUUGAAAUAAAAACCAAGCACAAAUAUGUCUGGACGCUCGGUUCGCGCUGAGACACGAAGCCGCGCUAAAGAUGACAUGAAGAAGGUGAUGGCGGCCAUUGAGAGGGUCAGAAGAUGGGAGAAGAAAUGGGUGACUGUCGGAGACACAUCUUUGAGAAUAUUCAAAUGGGUGCCAGUCGUGGAUACAAAGGAAAAGGAGAAGAGUAAAUCGGCCUCUGUUGGGGCAGUCAGGGAACUCAAUAGCUUCUCUACAGAUCCAGCCUCAGAAACCACCCACUCAAGUCUUUUGGAUUUUCAUGAUGAGAACAGUAACCAGAGCUCCCUUUCUGAUGCAUACCAGCCCAAAGUGGACAGCAGUAGUAACUCCAGCCCCCAGCCCAGCGAACCUCUCAGCCCCAAGAACCUGUGUGAUUUUCGCACAGAUGACUCCCAGCCCCCCACUCUGGGCCAGGAGAUCAUGGAAGAGCCGUCAUUGGCAAGUGAACUGGCUGAUGAACCUCCAUUGCUGAUUAAAGAGGACCUGUUGCCCCUCACUGCUCAGGAGGAAGAGGAUUGUUCUGGAGCUCCACCAUUGAAGAGAGUGUGUUCUGAUCAGAACUCUGUUCUACAGAGCUCCUCAAUGUUAAGCUAACAAUCACAAACUGCACUUUGCAUCAGGGUCAAGCCCAAUUCACUUCGGGGCAUUUUGUUCAAUCUCCUUUUGUGAUUUUGAUUUUUUUUUUUUUUUAACUGGGACACUUCAGGUUCACUAAUUGAAAUAUUAACUUAUCUAGUCAGCACGUUGCACAGCCACCAGUCAAACCUUACAGUGACUGCAAACGAAACAGAGGACCAGACUUCUUGUGUUCAUUUAAGGACCAUCAUACUUGUUAAGAUGAUAUAUUGAAUCUCUUUUGAAGUGAUUUAUUUAUGAAAGGAUCUAGGAUCUAGGUAGUUUAGAAGUUUUUGUUUGAAUGGAUUAACAGCCAAAUACAAAACCAAAGCACUCUCUACCCCAGUAGUAUAGUCCAGGCAGGUUAGAUGUCUGUCCUUUUUAUUUUCUUUGAUUUGAGAAAUAAUUUUCUCCAAAAUGUAACUUAAUGUGUUAACUAAUACCAGUUGGUAAAGUCUGUUAAACAUUGGUUCUUCUCUGAGCUUAGGAUCCACCUAAUUCAAUGACCUUUAGUCAGCUUUCUAAUGGUUUAAUGUCAAUAUAUUUGGAACUCAUCAAAAUAUGGAGUUGAACAAUGCAAUUAUUCAUAUGUACUUCCAAACAUUUUCUUUAAACUAUAAAUACAAUCAAUGAUAUACUGCUGCAGGAUCAGCUGGCUAGUGCAUGGGAGUAAUGAGGGACUUUAAUAGAGGUAUGCACUUGCAAAAACUAUUUAGAUUUUGGUUUUUUUGGAAGUGCAUAACAUGCUUAACAUCAGUAAUGACUACAGUUGCUCUGCGCAACUCUAUUUUGGUAUGUAAAAUAAGUAUUUUGAAAUGAACAUUUUAUAAGGCUGGCUAAUGAUUCAUUUAUAUUUGAGAGAAGAGAACCAUUAAAAAUAUGUUUACCAUAGGUACUGCAAAAAGGUGAAUUAAGCUAUGGUUGGUGUUGGUUCGGAUAGGAUUGGUGUGAAUUUUGUGCCAUUAACACUUGUUUAUUCAAUGCAGCUUUCAGGAUCUCUGUCAGCGACAAUGCAUGAUUAAUCAAGUGUCAACUCCGUUCAUCCAGGACACACUGGGGUGCAAAUAACAAGCACUUCUAAAAUCAUUUAACAUUGACCAAUGUUUCAAAAUUACAAGUAGGUUACUGCAUGUGCUGUUUUUGAAUAAACAUCACAUUAAUGAAUAGGUAACUAAUAGGUCCUUAUGUUUUAUUUAUCUCUUAAAGAAUGUAGUUAUUUAAGAUAGGGUUCAUUUUUUUUUAAGUUUAAAAUGUUGAGAUAUUGUCCUUAGUAACCCAAAGAAGCAUUUGUCUUUCUCAGAGAUGUUUUGUUUUAUAUCAUAUUUUACUUGAGUGAAAUUAGGAAAUGAAUUUAUCAGGUUAGCAUGUACACUGAAAAUGUGAUGUUACUUUGGAGAGAGUAAUACUUAAAAAUAGUAAUGAAUUAUACUUUUUCACUUGCUGACAAUUGACAGCAUGAGACAUGUUUGGCAAAUAUGACCCAGUCUGUUGAAUAGUGGUUUGCCAAUAUUAGAAGAAAUGCUGUAAAUUGUGUGAGACAGUGACUUGCACAAACUAGUGAUUACCAACUUGUAACAGUUUUCAUUUUCAGUAUUUCAUAGUACAGUCUUUUGACUAGAUAUGGUUAUUUCCAGGUUUAUCAGUCUGUCCCAUGGGGGAAAAUGAUUUGGAAUGCAUUUACAAUGUGGUGACUUAUGUAUCCAGAUUUAAAUUACUAUCUUGAGGAUUCAUUUGGACAGUGGGCCUAAAACAUUUUUAUUUUUAAAGAGUGAUGUUUGGAGAACAGUUUGUAAAGAGUACUUUGUAUUUUGUCAUUUUCCAACUACAAAUUAUUUUAUAAAAGAGUAUGGAUUUGGAAAUAAUUUGUGCACAUUUUAUCUUUUCUGUUUUUUUUUUUUUUUUAAACAUGCCAUGGUUUAAGUGUUUUAGUAAUUUAAAUUGUUGUGUGCCUUACUGUGUUGUACUUGAGUUCUACAACCGGUAUGAACCACGCCAUGAAAGGAUCUUGCCAAUAGAUGGAGGUAGAGGGACACAGCCAAUUCUAAUGGUAGACAAAGUCUACUUUGCCUUUGUUGUCUGCAAUAAAAAAAGUCAACAUUAUUUAAUUACAGGUACAUACAGUUUGAAGAAAUAUUAAACUUUAUUUAAAUUACCGGUAACAAUACGUGUAGUUAUGCAAAUAGUGCAGUUUCAGCGUGCUGCAGUAGAUUUUAAUUUUCAAAAGGAAAACUGUAAAGAUUUGGUAUACAAAAAAGUGACUGCUACUAACUAGUGAUUACCAACUUAACAUAUAACAUAUUUUCAGUACAUUUUCUGUUAGACAUUGUUAUUUACAGGGAUGCCAGUCUGUAAAAUGGGCCACUAUAAUGAAGGUAUAUACAUUGUGAUGACUUCUGUAUCCAGAUUUAAAUUACCACCUUGCAGAUUAAUUUCAGUGGUAGGCCUAUUAUUUAAUGCAUUUUUUUUUUCAAUUAAGAUGUUUGGAGAGGAGUUUGUAAAUAGUACUUUGUAUUUUAUUGUAAUUUAUUGUAAUUUUUCAAGUACAAAUUAUUUUAUAAAGGAGUAUGGAUUUAGAGAUCCUCUGUGCAUAUUUAAUUUUUUUUGUUUAAAAACACUGUGGUUUAAGCUUUUUAUUGCAUUUUUGAAUUGUUAUAUGCCUUAACGUGUUGUACAACCAGUGGGAAUUAAAUCCAUAAAAGGAUGUUGUCAAUAGAUGGAGCUAGAGCUGCAGUGGGCAAAAUACAUCCUGUCCGGCAAUCCUAUUCAAUCCAAUGGUAGGUUUGAGUGAAAGAGUUUAUUUGCUGUGAGCCAGACGGUUGGAUGGGGCCAGUCGAGGGUCACAAUGUCUCCUAAUGAUUGUUUAGAAGGUCCAUGUCCCUAGAGUACUGUAUGAGAUUGAAAUACACUGUCUGCACUAUCUUUCAUCCUGCCCUCCCAUUCAAUUCUUUUUCCUACAUAAGGAUUUUACCCUAAUACUACCAAUGUUGGCAUACGAGUUGUUGCUCACAGAAAUCAUAGCCUUUAAGUAUAGCUCAUUGGAAAGCUGAAAUCUAGUAUGCCCAAUUGUAUGUUCAUAGUGAUGUAGAAAAACACAUCCGAAUGUAAUUAUUCACAGAAUGUUGGUAAGAAUGUGCCCAAAAGCUGUCAGAGUAUCUUUUCAUGUCAUAUACAAUUAUGUAGCCUUUAAAAGAUGAGUAAAUUAGAUG